AUGCCUCCAAAGCGCAGUGCGCGCAGUGCGAAAGCACCUCCGAAACCGCGGGCCGUAGGGCCGAAGACCAGAGCGGACAAGGCCAAGGACGAGUCGUCCGCGCCGAUGGAGGCCACGAAGGCGGCCGAGGAGGAGGUGCGCUCUCGUAGCAGCACGCCGGAGAGUGGCUGUCAGGCCGGGGCUUGGAGCAAGUCUCCUGACGCCGCGCAAGGCAAGGAGGAGAGUCCUCGGGGCCAUAAAAGCCCGGCUCGCGACUGGGAAGCCGCCGUCUUUGACUGCACGAUGGUCCAGUACUCCGGUGAGAGUUCACCCGACGACGAGAACGUCUCGGAGAGCAGCACGCACGCUGCCGAAGGCACGGAGCUGGCGGCAGGCGACAAGACCAACGCCUCGGCCGACGCAAAGGCCUCGUCAGAGAAGGAGGCGGAGGACGCCGAGUCCGGCUCAGGCGACAGCAAGCAGUCGCACGACGAAGUCGCCAUGGCCGACGCUGGGGUCGUGGCAGAGAAGUCGCCGAGCGACGCGGGCUCCAAGCCCAAGGAGGUGCUGGCAUCCAAGCAUCUGACGCUGGCACAAGGUCGUGAGCGUGCCCAAGCGUCGAAAGCGGCUGCCGCUGCGAAAGCCGCCGAGGCCAAGGCGAAGAAGCGUUCAGCUUCCAGGUCGCCUCGCGGCUCCAGCUCCAAGCUGUUCAUCGACUCGGAGUCUGAGGACGAGGAGCAGCAGCAAUACCACGCUGCUAGCUCGGGUGCGUAUGCCAGGCAGCCGACUGCCACGACUGCCAUCGAGUCUUCUUCAGGCGGGGAUGCCACGUACCCGCAGGGCUACUUCCUGCCCGAGCCUGGCACUGGUGCGCCAGCGCUGUUGGAGAAGCUCUCGGCUCCUCGUGGCCUUAUCGGCGGGUACACCUCGAGGGGUUCCUAUGAGCGUGCUCUUGUUGAGAAAGAGCCACUCUUUCUUGGCGACGUUGAAGUCGCCCGGUGUGUGCUACUAGCACCACACAAGCUCACACUGAAGGAGUUCACCACGCUUCGCAAGAAGCCGGAGGACAAGGGUGGACUCCAUCCUGUGUGGGGUUUCCACUGGGUCAAGCCGAAUGACAACAUGACCUGGAGCGUGCGCAAAGGGUAUUCCGACCAAGAGUUCAAAGAACUCCGUGAGGAUCGCACUCUGUCCGCAAUCCUGGACGUGCGCGAGCUCCGCAUCGAGUUCGCUCAACUCGUGAGCAAGCGCAAGCUCCACUCGAAGAUGGACGAGCUGAAGCAAGAGGCGAGAGCCAAAGCUCGUGAAGAGCGUGGGCGUGGUGCGACUACGUCUGCUACCGUGCCCCGGCUGCUCAACGGGCUCCCACGAGUUAUCCGACUCAGGGUAACCCCUCCACUUCACGAGCAGCUGGCGCUUGCCAUGGAGCCACCGCUCCCGGACGACUCGUUCCACGUGGUAGUGGAUCUGCCCAUUACGAUCAAGGAGGCCUCGCACGGCCAUGGCUACGAGCCUGAGGCGACGCAGCCGUAUGCUGGAGCCUCGAGUCAGGUGGUGGCCCUGCAGCAAGAGGAGAUUCGGCUUCUCCGGGACCAUGUGUACGUCCUCGAGAUCGCGCUUGGCGUCGGCCUUGGUGGCGAGGCUGCCGCUCGUGCUGGUCAGCCUGGUGCCGUGGAGCGGCUCCGUGAGGAUGUUGCCUCGCUCUAUCAGGGAGCUGCGCUCUUCUCCACCGGGCCACCCACCGCUUCCUGCGGGGCAGCCAGAGCCAGAGGGUCAUGGUACCUCUUAAGACGACCCACGUAA
Phytophthora sojae is the source of this 1782-nucleotide messenger RNA. RefSeq lists its product as hypothetical. The transcript is spliced from 4 exons. The record is from RefSeq and is a predicted model, not a curated record. NCBI's taxonomy places the organism in Eukaryota, Oomycota, Peronosporomycetes, Peronosporales, Peronosporaceae. The coding region runs from base 1 to 1782 and encodes 593 amino acids.